Messenger RNA from Ictalurus furcatus (blue catfish), 1930 nucleotides. It is a transcript of the gene nipsnap2, whose product is annotated as nipsnap homolog 2. The transcript has 11 exons. Gene Ontology annotation, cellular component: mitochondrion. NCBI's taxonomy places the organism in Eukaryota, Metazoa, Chordata, Actinopteri, Siluriformes, Ictaluridae. The coding region runs from base 43 to 900 and encodes 285 amino acids. The record is from RefSeq and is a predicted model, not a curated record.
GAAUUGCUACUGGUUCUACAGAACGGGGUCCUGUCAUUGAAGAUGGCGACCGGACUCCUUCAGCGCUCUUAUAGCGGCCUUCGUUUGGCGAAAUACAAGGCCAGGACCAAGGGACAGGUCACUCUUUUCAGAGGAUUGUCGGCAUCCAGUCACCGAAAUAGAGAGGAGAGCUGGUUCAAAUCUCUAUUUGUGCGUAAAGUGGACCCAAGAAAAGACGCCCACUCUCACCUGCUGGCUAAGAAAGAAGAAAGUAACCUUUAUAAAAUUCAAUUUCACAAUGUGAAGCCUGAAUGUCUGGAUGCUUAUAACAAACUCUGUGAGGAUGUGUUGCCUUCGAUCCAUGUGGAUAAAUACUACCCCUGUGAGCUGGUGGGAACAUGGAACACCUGGUAUGGAGAGCAAGACCAGGCUGUCCAUCUGUGGAGGUACAGAGGAGGCUACCCCGCCCUGACCGAAGUCAUGAAUAAACUGAAAAAUAAUAAGGAAUUUUUGGAGUACAGAAAGGAACGGGGGAAGAUGCUCCUCUCUCGCCGCAAUCAACUAUUGCUGGAAUUUAGUUUCUGGAACGAGCCAGUUCCACGGGAGGGACCAAAUAUCUACGAACUUCGAUCAUACCAAUUAAGACCAGGAACCAUGAUUGAAUGGGGGAAUUACUGGGCUCGAGCCAUUCGCUAUCGGCAGCAUAACCGUGAAGCAGUUGGAGGAUUUUUCUCCCAAAUAGGAAGUCUUUACCUGGUCCAUCACCUCUGGGCGUAUAAGGACCUGCAGUCCAGAGAGGACACUCGCAAUGCAGUGUGGCAACAUGAGGGCUGGAAUGAAGUGGUCUACUACACAGUGCCCCUGAUUCAACACAUGGAGUCCAGGGUUAUGAUUCCAAUGAAAGCAUCACCCCUGAAGUAAUACUUUCUUUACAAGCUAAAGACAUGCAUUCACAAGGGAACCAAUGCUGUAUAUGUCUAACAUCCAUGCAUUUUAAUCCAUCUCGAUGUUCUUUCUGGUCAUUAAAAAGUAUUCAUAAUCUGUACCAGCAAAUGAAAUUUGAGAAUGCAUUGAAAGAAACAUGUCCUAACAGGCUAAUGAACUUUAACAGGCAAAGAUGAUUUGUUUUGGAUGUCACAAUGUGUCUUUGGUUAACAAACCUUAGCCUUCUGAUAAGCAAUGAAUCUUUACGCACAAUAAAUGUUAGCAUUGUGGCCCAACUCAGUGAAAUAUAUAGGAAAAAUGUAUUAGAGGGUCUUUAAAUGUUCUGUUAUUAAAUUCAUAGCCCGUGCUGCAUUUGCUCAUUUGUAUUAUUUUCCAUCAACUCUGUAAAAAACACAAAAACAAACAACAAAAAAAGUCUCUUCAUUUUUUUCCAUUACUGCUAAAUAGAAGUUGAAAAAAAAUUGUCAAAUCUACACUUUGCACAGUACUGUAAAAGGCACUUUAAAUGUGCUUGAUGGUAAAAGCGGGUUCUUGGUUUUUGUUUUGUUUUUUACAUGAAUUUUACAUUAUGAAAGUUUAAUAUACAAACUUUCUUUCCAUUCAGAGUUACAAUCCGAAGAUUUGAAUCCAUCUCUGUGUCUAAACUGUGUAUCUAAUGUGUAAACAGAUACCAUCUCUGUAUCUAAACCACUUUCUGUUUUGUGGGGUUAUAAAGACAAGUAUGAAAAACAUUCUUGUACUGUAUGGCAUGUUGAAAGUAAACCUGCAUGUCCAGUUUCAACACCUUUUUUUUUAUAAGGAUACAAUUAUUAUUUAUUUAUCUUGUAGGCAACUGUUAAAUGGAUAUUGAGCACUGACCUCAAUUUCAAUUAUGUACACUGUAUUUGUUUCUUUGCUUUUUUUUUCCAGUUGCAAUUUAUUAAAUUAUAACACAUGACCUGUACUAUCAGUCCAUAGGUAUAAAAGUGAUCCUGUAAAAUAAAAUAUACAUUGUUCCCCAAUUUAU